GAGCCGUCAGUUCAGUUUCGACUGCCCGGCUGUAAUAACCGUUUUCAGGGUUUCUGUGUGUCUUUCGGGGACUUGAAGUAAGAAAACUGGACAUUCCAGUAAUUCGUCAUUUUCGAGAACAGUGUAAGGUGAAAGUGAAAGCAAAGUAAAGAAAAGCUUACAACUGAAGCAACAACAAGAUAAGAAAAGUGAAGGUCACAAACCGGCGAAACGAAUCGAAAAAAAAUCAGGAACAGCAACUACGAACCAAGUUCUUGAGAAGGCGAAGAACGUCGAAAGCAGAAUUGUGAAGUUGUUUUCCCCCUGUUUGGAUCCAUUCGUUAUUGGUUAAGUGAUAUUUCAAAUCCUCUAGAUCACCACGGAUAACCAAGGACAAUUAGGAUCAGCUAUAACUUCACAAGUUGAAGUACCUUAAAUAUACAGGAAGAAGUUAAAUCACAACCGAUAACCGAAGAUGAUGUCCCGAAAGCUGAUCGGUGACGAGGCACGCCAGGAGGACGCGGCAAAUGACAUUCCCGGACCUUAUCGAAUCAGCAACUAUGGCUACGGCAAGGACGCGGUCAAGGUGCUGCACGUAGUUCGAAAUGGGCUGGUGCACAGUAUUAAGGAGUUUGAGGUCGGAACGAAAUUGAAGCUUUCAAGUCAGAAGGAUUAUUUGCAAGGAGACAACAGCGACAUCGUGGCAACGGAUUCCCAGAAGAACACCGUUUAUCUGCUGGCCCGGAAGCAUGGUCUUAAAACGCCGGAAGAGUUUGGCAUUCUGUUGUGCCAACAUUUUCUGUCCAAGUAUUCGCACGUGACCGAGGUUUCGAUCCACAUUGACGAGUAUCCCUGGUCCAGGAUGGCAUUUGGUCGGGGUCCUUAUCAGGAUCUUCAUAACCAUGCUUUCGUUUUUACUCCGACUGCGGUGCGAUACUGCGAUGUCCGGCAGAAGCGAGGAGAACCAACUCCAACGGUGAUUAGCGGCCUUCGGGAGCUCCGUGUUCUGAAAACCACCCAGUCGGCAUUUGUAAACUUCGUCAACGAUGAGUAUCGUUCCCUGCCGGAUCAGCACGAUCGGAUCUUUAGUACCAUCGUUCAGUCGUCCUGGCAGUAUUCCACAGUCAACAAUGUGGAUUUCGACUUUGCCUGGAACAAGGUCAAGCAAAGCAUCCUGAACACGUUCGCUGGAGAUCCAGAAAAGGGUAUCUUCUCGCCAAGUGUCCAGAACACCCUAUAUCUGGCGGAGCAAUUAGUACUGGAUAGCAUUCCGGAGAUUUCCUGUAUCGAGAUGACGAUGCCGAACAAGCACUAUUUCAACUUUGAUUUCGGAAAGUUCCCGAAAGUUGUGGGGCAGCUGAAGGAGGAAACCGUAUUUUUGCCGGUGGAUAAACCGGCUGGGGUUAUCUACGCCCAGCUGGACAGGAAAUCGGUGACGAAGAGUAAACUCUGAAUAGUGAUUGGUGAAGGGUCAAUGUUUCGAAAUUAUAUGUAUUAAGACGAGAGAUUAUAUUUUAUUAUAAAGAGUAAA
Uranotaenia lowii is the source of this 1510-nucleotide messenger RNA. RefSeq names its product uricase (gene Uro). Bases 455 to 1432 code for a protein of 325 amino acids. Lineage: Eukaryota; Metazoa; Arthropoda; Insecta; Diptera; Culicidae. Gene Ontology annotation, cellular component: peroxisome. Gene Ontology annotation, biological process: purine nucleobase catabolic process; urate catabolic process. Gene Ontology annotation, molecular function: urate oxidase activity. The transcript is spliced from 4 exons. The record is from RefSeq and is a predicted model, not a curated record.